This is a messenger RNA of Rhizoctonia solani, 1110 nucleotides long. RefSeq lists its product as uncharacterized. Bases 1 to 1110 code for a protein of 369 amino acids. The record is from RefSeq and is a predicted model, not a curated record. Lineage: Eukaryota; Fungi; Basidiomycota; Agaricomycetes; Cantharellales; Ceratobasidiaceae. The transcript is spliced from 16 exons.
AUGGGUGAAAUGGAUGCACUAUUCGGGGCGACCUAUAUCGGAGUCGUAAUAUCAACAUUCUUAUACGGGAUACUCACACUGCAAACGUACAUAUAUUGGUUCAAGUAUGUACAUGACAGUACAUUCGAUCGGUGGUUUGUGCUGGCAUUAUGGCUGGUAGAUACGAUUCAAUCCGCUUUUAUCUGCCAUAUGCAGUAUCAUUACACCAUCACAAACUAUGCCAACCCGGAGGCCCUCCAAUUUAACAUCUGGUCUCUAAACUGUGAAGUCGGUUUUAUGGUAAUCAUCACAUUUAUGGUUCAAGCAUUCUUUGCGCGACGCGCAUGGUACUUCACCAAGCGUGUCGGCUCUCGGUUCACCACCACCCGGACGACCCAGUUUUUGGGCGCGGUUGUCGGCUUGCUCGCGCUGAUGGCCCUUGGGUUUGGUCUUGGGUCAUUCGUAAUGACAUUUGUUCUUGGACGGUUUUCACGAUUUGUCGAGUACCGGUGGCUCGUUGGAAUUUGGCUCGGAGCUGCGGCGCUUUGCGAUAUUGUCAUUGUGUAUAUGCUGUCAACUGCGCUCAUGACACAACGAACCGGGUUCGGUCGAACCGAUGCGUUGAUUAACAAGCUGCUUCGGUAUACCAUUCACACGGGUCUGUUGACAAGCAUUAUCGCCGUUGCGGACCUGGUCUGUUUCUGCACUAUGAAUAAUUUGGUUCAUUUCGGGUUUAACAUGGCUCUUGGAAAGCUGUAUACCAAUACACUUUUGGCGACCCUCAAUGCUCGCGACACCGAACCCACCAACGUCGUUCACGUUGAAGAGGGGUCAUACAACUUGAAAGAGCGACAGCAGAAUGCUAGCCACCCUCAAAUCAAGUUCAACCGCCCCCCUGGCAUGACAUCGAGUCAGGACCGUGGAGAGCCGGUGAUUCACUUGCACACUGAUACCACCAUUGAGGUUUCGAACAUCGAGCCUCGUCGACGGGCUUCUCGGGACCAGUACCAAGGUCGUCAAGUCGUCGUUCUCCAGCAUGGAGACAAAAACGCAUAUAACCAAAACAAAGAUAUCGAAUUUGACGCAGAUGGCGCAGAUUCGGUAGACAGCUUCGGGAAAGGGCGAUCAUAG